AUGAUCCCUUCACCAGUUUCCAAGAAGAUAAGAAGUAGAUUGAACUUGUCAAUCCACAAGAAACCUCAUUUUUUAUUUCGUGAAAAUUUGUUAUUAGAUAAAAAAGAAAAAUGGCAACCCAAAUUAAAGAAGGGUCAUCCUGAGUUUGAAAAACAAUUUGAUAUAUUAAAUCGACAGGUAACAGGGUUUCGUAAGUAUAAAGCGCCACCUACCAGACGAGAAGAAAUUAAAAAAGAAUAUGAUAUAACAAACUUCCACGAAGUUAAAUCAAAGUUUAGGUUUGAAAUUGAAGGAUUUUUUGAAGAUGGAGGUAAUGUGUUUUGUGAAGAAUUAUAUCGAACCGUGAAGCGCUUGUAUAUAGUUGGAUGGAUAAAGUGUAGAAAGCGUUUUGCUACAGGACACUUUCAAGGGGACUCUUAUACCAUUUCUUAUAUGAGGCAUUGGUUUGAUAUGUAUUCAUCAGACCGAAAUAAAAUUGAAAAAUUAAACAUUUUUGAUGAAAACCAUGGAAUAUCCCAUUUUGAUUAUUACAAUAUAACAAUAGUAAGAGAUUACAGAACGCCAGGAAAGAAAAAAAUGCAUUUAAUUCAGGGUCAAGACUUUCUGAAAACAAAGGCGUUAUUUAAUUAA
Plasmodium reichenowi is the source of this 630-nucleotide messenger RNA. RefSeq lists its product as hypothetical. The transcript is spliced from 6 exons. Bases 1 to 630 code for a protein of 209 amino acids. The record is from RefSeq and is a predicted model, not a curated record. Lineage: Eukaryota; Apicomplexa; Aconoidasida; Haemosporida; Plasmodiidae.